Ceratotherium simum simum (southern white rhinoceros) is the source of this 1408-nucleotide messenger RNA. The record is from RefSeq and is a predicted model, not a curated record. Lineage: Eukaryota; Metazoa; Chordata; Mammalia; Perissodactyla; Rhinocerotidae.
GCCAAGGAUAACUGAGAAUGUAAGGGCAGCCCUUGAUUCUGCAGCUUGAACCGGCUGUGUGCUAAAUGCAACUCCCAAACAUGCCCUAUAAAUAGCCGUUCAUUGUCAGCCUGUGUGAAAAGACAAGAGUGAGUGUGUGGUGCUAUGAUUCAGGCCUAAUUAAGCGGUUGCGUCUGCGCAGGACUAUAAGCGACUAGCUGCUCCGAUUUAUAAUCUAGUCAGGAGACAACUGCGAGGGUUCGCCGCCGACUGGACGUAGACUGAAGGGGAGCUGUUCCAUGCUGUUUCUGCCGCCACGAUGGCAAAAAUCAUUCUGAGGCACCUCAUAGAGACUCCAGUGCGUUACGAGGAGGAGUUUGAAGCUCGCGGUUUGGAAGACUGCAGGCUGGAUCAUGCUUUAUAUGCGCUGCCCGGGCCAACCACCGUGGACCUGGGAAAAGCCAGGGCGGCCCAGGCUCCUGCAGUGGACUCAGCGGCAGAGAGGCCGCCCCAAGCAGGCAAAUCCCGCUUCCAGAUCCUGCUGGACGUGGUCCAGUUCCUCCCCGAAGAUAUCAUCAUUCAGACCUUUGAAGGCUGGCUGCUGAUUAAGGCUCAGCAUGGAAGCAGAAUGGACGAGCAUGGUUUCAUCUCAAGAAGCUUCACUCGGCAGUACAAACUGCCAGAUGGCGUUGAAACCAAAGAUUUGUCCGCGAUCCUCUGUCACGAUGGGAUUCUGGUGGUGGAAGUAAAGGAUCCAGUUGAGACUCAGUGAAAUCUUAUUGGUUCCUGUUCACAGCACACGAGGAAGAUUACAGUUCAGCCAAUGAAUGGUACCACGGGCAUGUUUGUAUUACCCCCGUUUGAAAUGAUUUUUAUGAACAUUAAAAAUAUAGACAUAGUUCCUGGUAUGUUGAGGCUGUCUUUGUUAUUCUUACUCAGAAAGGAAAAUUGUUAAAUAUGUUCCUACAGCUCACUGUGAUGCUAGUCUGACAUCUGAAACAUUGACAAUUUGGGAGACUAGUUUGAUACUAGAGAGAACUCAGAAUGAUUUUUCAUUAUUCCAACAAUGCCAGAGAAGCUGCAUUUGUAAUAACUGUGGCAAAAAAGCCAUACUAAUUUAAGGAAUUCUCAUCCAUUUUAUGACAACUUUUUAUAUUGCUAAAAAGAGUUGUGAUCCCCUCCCCUUGAUAAACUUUUCAGUGUAUUUUAAUUACAGUGGAGCUUUGUAAAUAUAGAGUCUGCAGGUUAAAAUACAGUACUUGGAAACCGGGUCUGAAAUAUAUUUAUGAUUCACUACAGUUGUUACUGCCUUAAACUUACGUUGGAAUUUGCAGAUAUAAAUCUUAUUUUUUAAAAGUUCCAAAUAUGUACCUCAUUCUUUUUUUGUUGUUGGUUUUUAGCUAAACUGAAUGUUAUCCGCAGUGUUUUU